Messenger RNA from Fusarium verticillioides 7600, 1860 nucleotides. RefSeq names its product tubulin gamma chain. The transcript has 7 exons. The record is from RefSeq and is a predicted model, not a curated record. Lineage: Eukaryota; Fungi; Ascomycota; Sordariomycetes; Hypocreales; Nectriaceae. Gene Ontology annotation, molecular function: structural constituent of cytoskeleton; GTP binding. Bases 58 to 1446 code for a protein of 462 amino acids. Gene Ontology annotation, cellular component: centrosome; spindle; cytoplasm. Gene Ontology annotation, biological process: microtubule nucleation; mitotic spindle organization; mitotic cell cycle.
CCCAGAGGGAAAAAAAGAAUUGGCUCUAAAACAACAACUUUUCAGCCUCUAAACGACAUGCCAAGGGAAAUCAUUACGAUCCAGGCCGGGCAGUGCGGCAACAGCAUUGGAAGCCAGUUUUGGCAACAGCUCUGCCAGGAACACGGCAUCAGCCAAGAUGGAAACCUAGAAGACUUUGCGACUGAAGGCGGUGACCGAAAAGAUGUCUUUUACUACCAGAGCGACGAUACGAGAUACAUACCCCGAGCCAUCCUAAUUGAUCUGGAACCGAGGGUCAUCAACGGUAUCCAGACUGGACCUUACAGAAAUAUUUAUAACCCCGAGAACUUUUACGUGGGCAAAGAUGGCGUUGGUGCCGCCAACAACUGGGGUGAUGGUUACCAGAGUGGUGAGGCGGUGUACGAGGACAUCAUGGAGAUGAUUGAUCGAGAGGCAGAUGGCAGUGACUCUCUUGAGGGCUUCAUGAUGUUGCACUCAAUUGCCGGCGGUACGGGAUCAGGUCUUGGAUCUUUCCUCCUCGAGAGGCUUAACGAUCGGUUUCCCAAGAAGAUCAUCCAAACGUACUCGGUCUUCCCGGACACAACAAACGCGGGUGACGUUGUUGUUCAUCCUUAUAACAGUAUCCUAUCUAUGCGAAGAUUAACGCAAAAUGCCGACUCUGUUGUCGUUUUGGAUAAUGGUGCUUUGUCACACAUUGCUGCCGAUAGGUUGCAUGUCCAGGAGCCAUCCUUUCAACAAACAAACCAGCUGGUUGCUACUGUCAUGUCUGCCAGUACAACAACGCUUCGAUACCCCGGUUACAUGCACAAUGAUCUUGUCAGCAUCCUAGCCUCCCUCAUCCCAACUCCCAGAUGUCAUUUCCUCAUGACUGCCUACACGCCAUUCACCGGUGACCAAGUCGAGCAAGCCAAGACAGUUCGCAAAACAACAGUGUUGGAUGUGAUGAGACGUCUACUACAGCCCAAGAACCGCAUGGUGUCUACUGUUCCCGGCAAGAAAAGUUGCUACAUCUCCAUUCUUAAUGUUAUUCAGGGUGAGGUUGAUCCGACGGAUGUUCACAAGAGUCUGCUUCGUAUCCGGGAACGACGGCUGGCCACGUUCAUUCCAUGGGGGCCUGCAAGCAUUCAAGUUGCCCUGACAAAGAGAAGUCCAUACAUCCCCAUGAGCCACCGUGUAAGCGGUCUUAUGCUCGCCAACCACACAAGUAUUGCGACGCUCUUCAAGAGAAUUCUAAGGCAGUACGAUGGCAUGCGUAAGCGUAAUGCCUUUAUGGAAGGAUACAAGAAGACAGCACCGUUUUCCGAGAACCUCAACGAGUUUGAUGAGGCACGGCAGGUUGUUGCAGACUUGAUUGGCGAAUACGAAGCUGCUGAAGACGCAGAUUACCUCAACCCAGACGCAGGAGAGAAGCCCACAUCUGCAGAGACGGAUCGACGAGUAGCGUGAGGGAGGGAGGAGUUGAGGAUGAGUUGAUCAUGAUCGUGUCUGAGGUAGUGGGAGUUUGAAACGUCACGAUGGGUAGUGGAUGUUGGAUGUCGAUAUUUGCUUUACAGUCACUAUGCACUGCAUCAAUGACAUUGCAGUUGGGGCGUUUUGGGUGCCAGCCUCGGUUUUGGUUCGGGUUUAGAUACUUGCUUGGCUUGGUGAAUCCAUCGAUUGACUACCUAGCUGAGUGCCUUGGUUUAUUAAGGUUGAUAUGUCGCGUGCUCCUUGGGUCCCGAGUCAGGCUAACCAAGGAAUUGACUUGGUAGCUGAAGCAGCGACAGCAUCACCUUGGUCGUGAUCCUUGUAGUCUCCUCACCUCCCGGGGAUAUCGAGUGGGCGUCGAUCCGCGAUCUGUCUUAGCGUGGCUAGCGUGAG